Molecule: messenger RNA, 7597 nt
Organism: Betta splendens (Siamese fighting fish)
Lineage: Eukaryota; Metazoa; Chordata; Actinopteri; Anabantiformes; Osphronemidae
Gene: lhfpl4b
Product: LHFPL tetraspan subfamily member 4b
Exons: 5
Coding region: 6516-7277 (253 amino acids)
Biological process (GO): sensory perception of sound
Cellular component (GO): plasma membrane
Source: RefSeq, a predicted model, not a curated record
AUCGUUACCUCACAGGCCUGCAGGUUUAGACCUACGACCCCGUUCCGUUUAUAGAAACCAAAGCAACAGCAACGCGGGUCAAUAGAAUGGUUUGAAUCACAGAAUAAAAAAGGAUGUGUGGGCAAUAUUCCCUUUAAAAUUACCGUUGGACCUGAAUCCGCUGCAGUUCUGGGAAUUAUCGCGUAACCGCGGUACGGUCUGAUUGACUGCUGAGUUUCCACUGCGGUUAUAAGCCGCUGUUAGCUUUUCAGUGGUCAGCCGUCGCUAUAGAAGCGCGCGAUUCGUGUGAUCUUUACGGUAACAGUGUUGCGAUCACUGAGAAGAGCGGGAUAGAAAUAAUAUUAGAGCUAAUUGUCUAAAGAAACAAAUGGUUUUGGUUAUUUAAGUAUUCUAGUCAGUUAAAUUGAUGCCAAUGACCGAACUUUGACAUUCAAUAAGAAUAAGAACACCUUUAAUUGUCCUGCAUUAGGGGGAAUUGUGUCUCACAGGAGCACAAUAAAGCACAAUACAGAGAAAAAUAAUGAAAAAUCAAGCAUCAGAAAUAAAGUGAAGAUUUUUGAGAUUAUUAUGGUUUACAACUCAUGAAAAGCCUAAAUACAUAAUCAAAAAUCACAAUAUUGUGAAAAGUAAUAUUCACAAGAAAUAUUCUAUUCUAAUCUGUUGUAAAAUAACAUUGUUUACAAAAAGGUUGAGACAACUGUUGGUGCAUGAACAAUGCCACCUGUGAGAGCCAGGGUGAUGGGAUGAGCCUGGCCGCCACACCCAGUUCAGCGACCAGUUCUAAACUUUGACUUAAAAUAAAUAAAUAAAUAAAAUAAAACCUGUUCCUCAAUUUAGUACAAAACAAUUCCUUCAUAGUACUACUGUACUAAGCACUUCAUAAACUACUACUUCUCUUUCAUUUUUCAUAUUAGGGGUCUCCACAGCGAAUCAUCCUCCUCCAUCUUAUUCUGUCCUGGGCAUCUUCUACACUUACACCAGCCAACCUCAUGUCCUCUGUUAUCACAUCCAUGUAUCUCCUCCUUGGUUGUCCCUCCUGCCUGGCAGCUCAAUCUCCUACUUCCUUCUACCAAUAUAUUCACUCUCCCUCCUCUGCACAUGUCCAAACCAUCUCAGUCUGGCCUCUCUGUUGCUAACACAGGCAAUGUGAGCUGUCCCUCUGAUGAGCUUCCUGAUUCUGUCCAACCUCGUCACUCCUAAGGAGAACCUCAGCAUCUUCAUCUCUGCUGCCUCCGUCUCUGCCUCUUGUCUCUUUCUCACUGCUACCGUCUCUAACCCAUAGAGCAGAGCUGCUCUCACCACUGUCUUGUACACCUUGCCUUGCUGACACUCUUCUGUCACACAACACUCCUGACACUUUCCUCCACCCGCUCCAACCCACAUGCACUCGCCUCUUCACCUAUUUUCCACACCCGCCAUCACGCUGAACUGUUAAACUCCUGCACCCUCUGUAGCCUCACUGUUCUACCUCGCUCCCUCUUGUUUAGACACAUGUAUUUUGUCUUACUACAACUGACUCUCAUGCCUCUUCUUUCCAGGGCAAACCUCCACCUUGUAGCUGUUCCUCCACCUGCUCAUGCUCAUCAGCGUAGCAAACAAGAAGGGACUCAAAACUGAUCCUUGGUGUAGUCCCACCUCCACCUUGACCUACAGCACAUCUCACAACCGUCAUACUCCUCUCAUGCCCAUGUCCUGGACUACUCUGACGUACUUCUCUGUCACUCCCGACAGCCUCAUCCAGUACCACAGCUCCUCCCUUGGCACUGUGUCAUACACCUUCUCUAAAUCCACAAACAUGAGCUCCUUCUGACCAUCUCUGUACUUUUCCAUCAACAUUCUCAGAGCAGACAUGGCAUCAGUAAAGCUCUUACAGGGCAUGGAAUACUGCUGCCCACAAAUCUCACCUUCUUCCUGAGCCUGGCUUCCACUACUCUUUCCCACAUCUUCAUUAUGUGGCUCAUCAACUUUAUUCCUCUGUAGUUGCUGCAGUUCUGCGUGUCACCCUUGUUCUUAAAAAUCAGCACCAGAACGCUUCUCUUCCAUUCUUCAGACAUCUUCUCGCUCUCUAGAAUCCUGUUGAAUAAACUGGUUACAAACUCCACUGCUGUCUCUCCUAGACACUUCCACACCUCCACAGGUACGUCAUCAGGACCAACAGCCUUUCCACUCAUCAUCCUUUUCAGAGCCUUCCUCAUCUCAUCCUUUCUAAUCUCUGCUAUUUUCUGCUCCACAAUAUCCACAUCUUCCUCCCUUCUUUCCCUGUCAUUCUCCUCAUUCAUGAGAUCCUCUGGAUUCUCCUUCCAUCUUCUCUGCACACUCUCUUGGGUUGUUAGCACCUUUCCAUCACUGUCCUCAAUCACCCUUAUCUGUUGCACAUCCUUCCCAUCGCUAUCGCUCUGUCUGGCUAGCCUGUACAAGUCCUUCUCUCCUUCCUUUGUGUCUAACCUGUCAUGCAGCUCACCGUAUGCUUUCUGUUUGGCCUUUGUCGCCUCCCUCUUGUCACCUCCCUCUCUGUGCUGUGUUUCCUUUUACUUCUGUCUACUUUCUUCAGUCCUUUCUACAUCCCACUUCCUUUUAGCCAACCUCUUCCUCUGGAUGCAGUCCUGUUUUUUUUUCUCGUUCCACCACCAAGUCUUUAUCUUCUUUCCUCCUUCCAGAUGACACACCCAGCACUUUCCUACCUGUUUCCCCAAAAACCUCUGUUGUAGUUUUCCACCACUUGGUCUUCUUUUCUGUCUUUCCUCUCUUCUUCUUCGUGUCCGGAGUCAUUUUACACACCACCAUGCGGUGCUGUCUGGCUUCACUCUCUCCUACCACCACUUUGCAGUCACUAACCUCUCUCAAAUGACCUCGUCUACAUAGAAUGUAGUCCACCUGCGUGCUCCUACCUCCACUCUUGUAUGUCACUCUGUGCUCCUCUCUCUUCUGGAAGUAGGUGUUCAUGUUAGUAAUUUUUAUCCUCUUAACAAAGUCCACCACCCUCUGUCAUUCUAGAUUCAUCAAACCUGCCCCUCCUCAUCAUCUCUGUUCCCGUCACUAACAUGCCCAUUGAAGUCUGCUCGAACAACUAGUCUCUCUCCACUGGGGAUCCUCUGUAUGACCUCAUCAAACACACUUCCGAAUCUCUCCUUCUCUUUUAUCUCACAGCCAACUUGUGGAGCACACCCACUGAGUACAUUCACCAUCACCCCUUAGAAUUCUAGCUUUAGGCUCAUCACCCUGUCUGAAACCUUUCCCCUUCAGAUCAGAUCAGAUCAGAUCAGAUCAGAUCAGAUCAGAUCAGAUCAGAUCAGAUCAGAUCAGAUCAGAUCAGAUCAGUUCAGUUCAAUUCAAUUCAAUUCAAUUCAAUUCAAUUCAAUUCAAUUCAAUUCAAUUCAAUUCCGUUCAAUUCAAUUCAAUUCAAUUCAAUUCAAUUUGCCAUGUGCCCUGACUAGUUAGGGUGAGGAGAUAGACACACAGCACAGCAACAACAAGCAGUAGCUAUAUUUCUAAGAUGAAAGUAGGCGGUUUUAGAAAUUUGUUUAAUGUAUGAUGUAAAAGAGAGAUCCUGGUCAAAGAUGCCAUCCAGGGUGGCUAUUUGACUUAAAUUGUCUCAACCCAACGAUACUGUAAGAAUUUCAGUUUUAUCUGAAUUUAGUUGGACAUUUUGGGACAUCCAGGAUUUAAUGUCUUUUAAACAACUUUGAAUUUUGACUAGUUAAUCUGUUUUAUUUGGUUCCAAAGACAUAUAAAGCUGGGUAUCAUCUACAUAACAAUGAAAAUUUAUAGAAUGCUUCCUAAUAAUCUCACCUAGAGGAGACAUGUAUAGGCUGAACAGAAUUGGACCAAACACAAAACCCUGUGGUACUCCAUAGCUAAUCCUUGUGCAUGUGGAGAAUUUGUCAUUAACAUGAACAAACUGGAUUCUGUUGAAUAAAUAGGAUUUAAACUAUCCCAGUACUGUUCCUUUAAUUCCGAAGUAUGAUCUAGUCUCUGUAAUAAAAUGUUAUGAUCACUUGUAUCAAAUGCAGCACUAAGAUCUAACAGGACAAGGAUAGAACCUAGACCAUUGUCUAAUAGAAGAUCAUUAGUGACUCUAACCAGAGCUGUUUCUGUGCUAUGAUGUUUUCUAAAUCCUGACUGAAUACCUUUGUACAAGUUAUUCCCACUUAGGUGGUCAGAUCAUUGUUUACCCACAAUUCUUUCAACAAUCUUAAAAAUAACGGGUAAAUUUGAAAUGGGCCUAUAGUUGGCUAGUUGUCCAGGGUCCAGAGUUUUUUCAAUAAAGGUUUGACCACAGACACCUUAAAACCUGUAGUACAUAGCCUAAAUGUAAAGCUUGGUUGAUUUUAUUUAAUAUGGACCAGAUGACUAAAGGUAGAACCUUUUUUGAGUAAUCGGGUUGGGAUUGGAUCUAAAAGACAAGUGGACGCAUUGGAAGAGAUAAUUAUUGAAGUUAACUCCACAUGAGUUAUGGGGAAGAAGCAGUCUAGGUGAGACAGAGGGCAGAGGUAAAUUUAAAGUUGAUGGAUCUGGAGGGGGAGUUCUGUCAUUUGGAGGAAGUCGCUGCUGAAUGUCUUCUCUAACGGUGAUAAUUUUAUUAGUAAAGAAGUUCAUAAAGUCAUUGCUGCUGAGAUUUAAGGGGAUAGUAGACUCAACACAGCUAUGACUCUUAGUCAGCCUGGUUACAGUGCUGGAAAGAAACCUGGGGUUGUUUUGGUUUUCCUCAAUUAAAGAGGGAUAUUAUAUUUUCCUAGCAGCACAAAGUGCCUUUUUUGAUAUAUUAGUAGACUGUCCUUCCAUGCUAUGCAGUUUACAUUUAUUUUGUUGGAAUAACUAUAAGAACUAUGGGGAAGAACUACUAGGGAAGAACUAUAAAAUUAUGAAUUGAAAAUAUGUCAGGACAAGAUUGAGGGUAUGAUUAAAACAGUUAAUCAGUGGGUUCAUUUACCUGCUGAGUAAAACCAAUGGGGUCCAUUAAUGAGUUGAAAGCAGUGCUGAGACAGUUGCUGUCAACAUCUACAUGAAUGUUAAAGUCUCCCACUACAAUGACUUUAUCUGUGCUAAUGUAACGUUCUGUUUUGCAUGUCUUCUUCUUUUAUAGAAACCACACAGAGCUGGUCGAACUUAUUUUAACAGCAAUUUCUAUAACCACCAACAGCACUAGACAGCCAUUUCUUCCUUUUUUCGCAUGAACAACCGCACGCCUACUCCCCUGAAAAAAAACAUAUCCCAUCAGCACUAGCAAGUCCCCACGGGGUUUCUGUUCGCUGCAGUUCAGUCCAGAAUCUCCAAACUUGACUAUAUUCUACCACCAACAGAUCGCGCAAUUUCGACAUUUAACGGGAUUUAACAUUAAAAUAAAACUAAAUCAGAUAAAAAUUCUGAAAAUUCAGAACUCUGAAUAUGGAGCAGGAGGACGACAAAUAAUACAAAACACAACAGACUUCUAAUCACUCCUAACCUGUUUUUCUUCCUAUCAACACCAUGGUAGAACACCUCCUUCAAUACUAUGGGCUUUACUACUUUACUUUAUUAGACCACUAUGAUGCAGUGUUAAAGUACUACUCUCAGGGAAAACACUGGGUUGGAUUUAUUGAAGGUCAGCUUUUUAUGUCAAGGCUGUGUAUUGUAAGAUACUUCCUAAGAGAUUAUUCCGAAACUAUUCAGUGAAAUUAGUUGAUAUUUGCUGUGGUAGUAGUCCUUGAAGUACUAAGUAGAAUUUUAAAGGCGUGGUGAUGUACUUAUUUGAGGACCUAAUUUUAUUCAAAGCCAAGUUUUAGGAUAGAGACCAACCGCGUCUUUUGUACAUUGAAUAUUUACAAACAAACACUGACAAUUCCAACAUUUCUUAAAUUUUGCAAUUUACCAUUUGUUUCCUUAGAAAAUUAGCUGUAACAUAAUUUCUUUUGGCACUUCUAAGUGAUUGCAACACUGUUACCUAAAAUACUACACAAAUCGCUAAAGUGAUGGCUGAUUUGAGCACAGAAAAGUGAACCACGUCUCAUUUGAUGGCAGAUUGCCUCCAGUGUUUGUGUCAUAAUUAUCAAAUAUGUUUCCCUUUGAUUAAUGAUCACUGCUUAAAAGUUAAAAUGCCUCCAUUUCAAAUAAAUUAGCAGCAGUAUUAUUCAGUGACGUGAAGAAGCCUAGAUGAAAAUGCUGCAAAGACACAGGAUCAGUGGUGUAAUGGAGACCCACACUGAUGGUGUGACUUCGCUGACUGAUAACAAACAGACCAGUGAAGAUGCAGAGGCUUUCUCCAGCUACAUAAGUCACAACUAGCUGCAUCCUGGUCCAUCCAAUGGUCUGCAACCAAGUGGAUACUGUACGUGAAUGAGUUAAAAUCUGUGCAUCUCAAGAACGUAAAAGAACAAACCAGAGCUGUGUUAGGUGCAAGAAGGUGGCCAGGCUUCUAAACUAGGUCUCAUUAAGGUUCAAGCUCUUAUUUACUGUGGAGCCUGAUGGUUCUCGCUGAAACUAAAUUAUCUUAAAAAGUCUAAAACUGGUCCUGAAUCCACUUUCUCUGUCUGUCAGUUAUGUCGGCCUCACCCCCCCUCGCCGACCUUUCUCGUCUCUAUCAGACCGAAUUUAUUCGAAGCGCCCGGGCAGUCGGCGUCCUCUGGGCCAUCUGUACACUCUGCUUGGCCAUCAUCCAGGUAGUGGUUCUGGUGCAGCCGUCUUGGAUCGGCACAGCAGAUUUAAAAACACAGGGGGCAGGACCCGCUCAGCAUGUCAGUGGAACACUGGGACUGUUUGAGGUGAGAGUAGAUACAGGAGUCACGAUGUCACCCUCCAUCAACUUUAACCCGUCCUUGUGCUCAGGUGUGUAUGGACCCGGACUGGCUGGUCCCAGACUGUCGUGGGGGUCUGUCCAGUCUGUCUCCUCUCCCAUCCUUCCAGUCAGUGGCAGUGUUGGUAGGACUGUCCCUGUGGGCCGUGUGGACCAGCGUCCUUUGUCUCUGUCUCUUCAGGUUCUGCAGUGCUGCAACUGUGUACAAGAUCUGUGGCUGGCUGCAACUCACUGCAGGUUUCUGUCUGGCGUUGGCCUGUCUGCUGUUUCCAGAUUCGUGGGAGAAUCCAGAGAUGAGAGCUCUGUGUGGAGACUCGGUGAGAUGCAGCAGGUGGCCAGUUUUUCUCCAGGUAACUGUUCGGUCCACUGGGCCUACAUUCUGGCCAUCCUGGGCAUUUUGGACGCCGUCAUCUUGGCCACACUGGCCUUUGUUCUGGCCAACAGACAGGACGCUCUGCUGCCUCCUGAUGCCAAGGAAGUGACCACGGGUCUGCUGAUAUCGGCAUGACGUUAAGAGAAGCUCUCUCCAACCUUCAAUGUGUCGUUCUGAGAUUGACUGCUUUGAUCUUCUCCCACAUAUCUGGGGAAGAUUGGGCUGCUGCUUUCAUUCUGAUAAGUGGAUGAGGAAGCAUCGCCAGUGACAUUUUUCAUUAUUUCUCCCCACUUUUAGGUAGGUUUUAUGUAUGUGACCUGACAAACGCCACUGCAAGGAAUUACAAACUUGUGUAAUGAGUCCAAAUAACAAAGUAUAACAAGUGUUGGUAUGUUCUAAUAGGGUAACGUGUGAUGUAGCUGUAGCUGCCAUUUGAAGGGUUGUCAAACACAAAC